GGCUCCGGGAGCCACAGAGCCCGCUCAGCCAGCGCUCCCGCCAGCCUUCCCGCCGCAGACACAGACCCUCCGAGCUGACACCCAUGGCCCGAGCCGCGACCGCCGCCGCCCCCCGGCUCCUCCGCGCCGCGAUGCUGCUCCUGCUCCUGGUGGCCUCCGGCCGGCGCGCAGCAGGGGCGCCCGUGGUCAACGAACUGCGCUGCCAUUGUCUGCAGACCUUGCAGGGGAUUCACCUCAAGAACAUCCAGAGCGUGAAGGUGACGCCCCCGGGCCCCCACUGCGGCCAAACCGAAGUCAUAGCCACUCUCAAGAAUGGUCAGGAAGCUUGUCUCAACCCUGAAGCUCCCAUGGUUAAGAAAAUCAUCAAUAAGAUGCUGAACAAGGGCAGCACCAACUGACCUAGAAGGAAGUAAGAAGUUCAUUCGUGACAGUUCCUGAAAAGUGAUCUCUGCUCUUAUAGGAACUGAAAAUGAAGAAGAGAACGGCUGGUUUCCAGGGACAACUGGAAAGGACUUGAUGUGCUGGACUAUUUUAUAUGAGUUCUAUUUAUUUAUAUAUGUAUUUAUUUUUCAAAGCUAGUAUUUUAGUCUUUUACAUGUUAGUGUUUAAAGAUGUGAUUAUGUUAAAUCAAACAUAACCCAGUCCUGAUUGUUAUUUAAUAUGAAGAUGAUGAGUUUUCAAUGUUUUAUUCAACUGGUAUUUAUUGGAAGACCAUAAAGUGCCAGGCACUAUGAGAGAGGUGGAGGUGGUGAGUGGGAGAGGGGAGUUCAUACAAUUAGACAGUGAAAUCACUAUUAGAAUCAGGGAAAGUAUGUGCAUUUCUAUUUCUGUACUUUUUUAAAAGAAUGUCAGUUGUUAUUUAUUGAAAUGAUUUCAUAUUAUGUGGUCAACAUUUUUAUGUUGAAAUUUCCCUUGGACAUUUUAUGUCUUGCUUGUAAGGCAUAAUGCCUUGUUUAAUGUUUACUAUGUGGUGUUUCUCUUUGUUUUGGAACAAAGAAGUUAAAACUACUGUUACAUUUUUUAAAUGGCAUGAAAAUAAAAGUUCUGCAAAAAAAAUA
This is a messenger RNA of Cervus elaphus (red deer), 1058 nucleotides long. Its product is annotated as growth-regulated protein homolog beta-like. The transcript has 4 exons. The record is from RefSeq and is a predicted model, not a curated record. The coding region runs from base 84 to 398 and encodes 104 amino acids. Gene Ontology annotation, biological process: cellular response to lipopolysaccharide; chemokine-mediated signaling pathway; neutrophil chemotaxis. Gene Ontology annotation, molecular function: chemokine activity; CXCR chemokine receptor binding. Gene Ontology annotation, cellular component: extracellular region. NCBI's taxonomy places the organism in Eukaryota, Metazoa, Chordata, Mammalia, Artiodactyla, Cervidae.